AUGACACUGAACGACAGGCCUUACGAUAUCAUUGUGAUCGGCGCUGGUAUCGUUGGCUCUUCUGUCUCCACGGCCCUUGGCCGUUCUGGACGUCGCGUCCUGGUCCUUGAACGUGAUCUCAAUGAACCAGAUCGCAUCGUGGGCGAGCUGCUGCAGCCAGGUGGUGUACGGGCCUUGCAGCUGCUUGGGCUAGCUGAUACCCUCGAAGGCAUUGAUGCCAUUCCUGCGGAAGGCUAUCACAUCUUCCUAAGCCCAGAAGAGUCUGUGAAGAUCGCUUACCCUGCCGUGGCAGAGCUUCCAUCGAGCUACGGACGAAGUGAGCCCCUUGGCAAGAAUUACCAUUACGCUGGGCGCUCCUUCCAUCAUGGCCGGUUCAUCAUGAAUCUGCGCCGCAAGAUGAACGAGCAGGAAAAUGUGACUGUGAAACAGGCGACUGUCACCAAUUUGUUGCAUGAUCCCAAGGACCAGCGUGUGGUGGGCGUUGAGUCCUCGGCAGGUACAUUCAAAGCGCCUGUCACGAUCGUGGCUGACGGUAUCUUUUCCAAGUUCCGCAAGGAGUAUGGUGGAGCGUACAAACCCAAAGUGCGUUCGCACUUUGUCGGCCUGGAAUUGCCACCAGAUGCCGUGAUUUCGCGCUACCACGGCCAUGUCAUCCUCAAUCAGCAAGCUGCGAAAGAAGCUGUGCCUGGCAAGGCGGUAGGCCCAGCUCUGGUGUACCAAAUUGGAUCGGAUGCGACGCGUCUCUUGGUCGAUGUACCAGGCCCGACGCUCCCAUCCGUGGGCAACGGCGACUUGGCGCGCUAUCUGCGUGACAUCGUUGCGCCAUGUCUGCCCAAGGUCAUUGGCGAAGCACUUGCGCAGGAACUGGAUAAGGGAUCACGUCUACGCACGAUGUCAAAUAGCUUUUUGCCGCCUAGCAUGCAAGGCAUGCUCAAGCACCAAUACGGUAUGGUCGUCGUGGGCGAUGCUAUGAAUAUGCGGCACCCCCUCACCGGCGGUGGUAUGACGGUGGCAUUCUGGGACAGUGUCUACCUCACCCACAUUCUCGGUGGUGGUCAAUGGUCGCCCUUGGAUGGCUACGAUGAUUCUAUGGUCGUUCCCCCUGCGGCACGAGACCUGACACAAUGGUCGGUUAUCCAGCCAUUGCUGCGCGAAUGGCACUGGAAGCGGAAAAAACUAGCGAGCGUCAUUAACAUUUUGGCAAUGUCGUUGUACAGUCUCUUUGGCGUCCCGGAUGACAAUUUGACAAUCCUUCGGGCAGGGUGCUUCCGCUACUUUGAAUGCGGAGGCGAUUGUGUUCGAGGACCGAUCAGCUUGCUAGCUGGCCUAGCCCCCGAUCCCAUGCUUCUUGUGUACCACUUCUUUUCCGUGGCUGUGUACAGUGUUCAGCUCAUGUUCCGUGGCGACUUGUUCAUUUCGGCCACGUCGUCCAAGAAGGUACAGCGUCCUCCGUUGUAUAUGUGGCCUGCGCUGUGUAUACGUGCGCUUAUUGUGUUGCUCUAUGCCUGCUUCGUGAUUUUCCCUGUGAUCUAUACCGAGAUCCGUACAAACAUCGCGACGCAGAAGACGGUUUGGUUGAACCCAAGCCUGCUGAUCCUGACAACAGGUAUGAUCGGCCUGGCUUCGUCUGUGUAUGCCAUCAUGCACUAA
Messenger RNA from Malassezia pachydermatis, 1650 nucleotides. RefSeq names its product squalene monooxygenase. Gene Ontology annotation, cellular component: membrane; endoplasmic reticulum. The transcript has a single exon. Lineage: Eukaryota; Fungi; Basidiomycota; Malasseziomycetes; Malasseziales; Malasseziaceae. Bases 1 to 1650 code for a protein of 549 amino acids. Gene Ontology annotation, biological process: ergosterol biosynthetic process. The record is from RefSeq and is a predicted model, not a curated record. Gene Ontology annotation, molecular function: squalene monooxygenase activity; flavin adenine dinucleotide binding.